AUGCCUGCGGGGUACACACCUAUUAGAGUCGAACACAUCUCACCUGAGGAUGAGAUGAACGCGGCGUUUGACAAUGGGUCAGACGACGAGGAAGAUGUCGAUUCACACCACCCAUCAGCCGCCCGCACACCACUGUUAUCUCACACUCGUGCUCAGUCCCAACCCUCGAUUCCAACUAAUACGGCGCCUAUAGCAGCGCCCGCACCACAGAGAACACAUCACCCGUCUGGCGAUUACGACUUUGAAUAUGACUAUCCACCUCCUCCCGGAUCGCCACCACGACCAUCCGCACUAGCACUUCCUAAUAACUACGGCAACAGCAAUGGCGAGAUACCAGUCUUUAAUGCCGUUGGACCGUCACAGCCGAAUUUUUUCAGACGAGCAUUGGGUACUAUAUUACCAAAUCACUAUGGACGAGGGUACUCGAGGGUGAAUGACGGCCCAAUCGGCGGUGGGAUGCAGAAUGAUGGAGUUUUCGCAAACGUCACAGCAAAACCCGGUGGGACCGCGCCAGUGCUUGGAGCCCAGGCCGAUGGUCCAAAUUGGACACCAGAAGAUGCUCAGAACCAGGGACCUCCGUCCUACAGUGUUGCCCAAGCAGAUGCCGUGCCACCGUAUUGGGAGACGACAGUGUUGGCACCCACGUCAGUUCCCGGUGAAUUGAUCGUGGAUGGACUCGCCACCGGCUCGCUCUUUUCGUUCUUGUGGAAUCUGCUCGUCUCGAUGUCCUUCCAAUUUGUGGGCUUCCUCCUUACAUACCUCCUCCACACCACACACGCUGGCAAAUAUGGCUCUCGAGCGGGUCUCGGCGUCACCCUUAUCCAAUACGGCUUCUACCUGAGGCCAAGACCGACGAUAGCGACGACCCUUGGGGCUGGCCAAAUGAUGAUAAUCACUCGAGCCAGGCCAAGCCAACCCAUGAUGGGGAACGGGACCAUGUUGGCGAGUGAGGCAGCAGAUGCGACCGCAGCCAACGAUUGGUUGUCCUUUUUCCUCAUGACUAUCGGCUGGUUCGUUCUCCUAACUUCAUUAAUGGGAUAUUGGCGUGUUAAGCGCUGGGAGCACGGGGUCGUCCGAGCAUCUGCGGAGACCGCUCAGUCGAGGCAGCCUACAGAGGAAGAAAUGGCUCAUGAUGCUGCAAUAUUGGCAAACAUCGAGCGAGUCUUCGGAAUUGUUAGCUCACGCGCAGAGCAAAUGCGCAAUGAUUUAGGAUUACCUUCCAAUUGGGCUGAGGCUCCAGGCACGGCGGCUCGGCCUCCACAGAACCGUGUUUAA
Molecule: messenger RNA, 1275 nt
Organism: Rhizoctonia solani
Lineage: Eukaryota; Fungi; Basidiomycota; Agaricomycetes; Cantharellales; Ceratobasidiaceae
Product: metal homeostatis protein bsd2
Exons: 3
Coding region: 1-1275 (424 amino acids)
Biological process (GO): metal ion transport; positive regulation of protein ubiquitination; ubiquitin-dependent protein catabolic process
Cellular component (GO): endoplasmic reticulum; Golgi apparatus; perinuclear region of cytoplasm
Source: RefSeq, a predicted model, not a curated record